Molecule: messenger RNA, 4446 nt
Organism: Corythoichthys intestinalis (scribbled pipefish)
Lineage: Eukaryota; Metazoa; Chordata; Actinopteri; Syngnathiformes; Syngnathidae
Product: dynamin-3-like
Exons: 21
Coding region: 534-3041 (835 amino acids)
Biological process (GO): synaptic vesicle endocytosis; receptor internalization
Cellular component (GO): cytoplasm; microtubule; plasma membrane
Molecular function (GO): microtubule binding; GTPase activity; GTP binding
Source: RefSeq, a predicted model, not a curated record
UGGCGCAGCGACGUGUCUAUUUGCUGCAUAAAAGAGAAGACGUUCUGCGCGUCGGACAGACAUUGGGAGAGAGAAGGUUAAAAUAAUAAACCCGUCAGGGAAUUCGUGCCUAGAAUGAGUCUGUCGACUGACAUUCCGCACUGAGCUUGACGAAGCGCUGUUUGGAAAGCAGCAUUAAUGCGCAGGAAGCGCCAUUGUCACCGCAGUAUAACGCCGCCAUAGCAGGUGGCGUCGUUUGUGUAAUCCCGCAAGGCUCGCGGCGUUUGUGCUGCCUGUUCCGAGCGUCCUUUCAGCACUGGACAGCGAUCUGCAACAUUGUACAACCGAAGAGAUCCCGAGGCAAGCUAUCCUCUCUUCCAUAGAGUCAGUCCGAAGCUCACUUGGCUCGGGGCAAUGACUUCACCACAUUAACAAGCACCGCGGUAUCCUGGACGAAUAUAGCAACGUCGCAUCCCUCUUCUUCCUCUCUAUCCCUGCCUCUCUUGAUCUACAUCUCUCUUUUGCCGAUCGCUGAUCCCUCCCUCCAAAGCACCAUGGGAAACCGUGGCAUGGAAGAGCUAAUCCCGCUGGUCAACAAGCUCCAGGAUGCAUUCAGCUCCAUUGGCCAGGCGUGCAACCUGGACCUGCCGCAAAUCGCGGUGGUGGGCGGCCAGAGUGCAGGAAAAAGCUCCGUGUUGGAGAACUUUGUGGGCAGGGACUUUCUGCCUCGCGGCUCUGGUAUCGUGACUCGUAGGCCUCUGGUUCUGCAGCUUAUCAGUGCGACUGCAGAGUGGGCUGAAUUUCUUCAUUGCAAAGGAAAGAAGUUCACAGAUUUUGAUGAAGUUCGCCAGGAGAUUGAGGCCGAGACGGACCGUGUUACUGGUGCUAACAAAGGCAUAUCUCCAGUCCCCAUCAACUUACGUGUUUAUUCCCCAAAUGUGCUGAAUUUAACCCUCAUCGACUUGCCGGGAAUCACCAAGGUGCCAGUUGGAGACCAACCUGUUGACAUCGAGCAACAAAUAAGGGACAUGAUCAUGCAGUUCAUCACCAGGGAGAGCUGCCUGAUCUUGGCUGUUACUCCGGCCAACACUGACCUUGCUAACUCGGACGCCCUUAAACUGGCAAAGGAUGUUGAUCCUCAAGGUCUGAGGACGAUAGGAGUAAUCACCAAACUGGAUUUGAUGGAUGAGGGCACUGAUGCCCGUGAUGUGCUUGAGAACAAGCUUCUGCCACUGAGGAGAGGCUACAUUGGUGUGGUGAACCGCAGUCAGAAGGACAUCGAUGGGAAGAAAGAUAUUAAAGCAGCUUUGGAGGCAGAGAGAAAGUUCUUUUUCUCUCAUCCAGCAUAUAGGCACAUGGGGGACAAAAUGGGCACCCCACGCCUGCAGAAAGUGCUCAACCAGCAACUGACCAACCAUAUCAGAGACACUUUGCCAGCCUUCCGUAGUAAACUACAAUCCCAGCUGUUGGCUUUGGAUAAGGAGGCAGAGGAAUACCGGGGUUACCGACCGGAUGACCCAUCCCGCAAAACCAAGCAGCUUUUACAGAUGGUACAACAGUUCUCUGUGGACUUUGAGAAGAGGAUCGAGGGUUCAGGGGACCAGGUGGACACUGUGGAGCUAUCAGGUGGAGCCAAAAUCAACCGCAUCUUCCAUGAGCGUUUCCCGUUUGAACUUGUCAAGAUGGAGUGUGAUGAAAAGGAGAUGCGUCGUGAGAUCAGUUAUGCCAUCAAGAACAUCCACGGAAUCAGGACAGGGCUAUUCACUCCAGACAUGGCCUUUGAAGCCAUUGUAAAGAAACAAAUCAUCAAGUUAAAGGAGCCCUGUGUCAAGUGUGUAGACAUGGUCAUCCAGGAACUGAUCAACACUGUACGCCAGUGUUCCAACAAGUUGGAAUGUUUCCCAAGGCUGCGUGAAGAAACUGAAAGAAUUGUGACUUCUCAUAUACGAGACAGAGAGAGUCGGGCCAAAGAACAGGUUCUGCUGGUGAUAGACAUUCAGCUCUCUUACAUCAACACAAAUCAUGAGGACUUCAUUGGUUUUGCAAAUGCUCAGCAGAGAAGCAGUCAGACUAACAAGAGUCAAAGUUCAGCAACAAAUCAGGUCAUUCGCAAAGGCUGGCUGACCAUAAACAACAUCAGCAUCAUGAAGGGAGGAGCCAAGGAGUACUGGUUUGUGCUUACUGCUGAGAGCCUUUCCUGGUUCAAGGAUGAUGAGGAGAAAGAGAAAAAGUACAUGCUUCCCCUCGACAACCUGAAAGUCCGUGACGUUGAGAAGAGUUUUAUGUCGAGCAAGCACAUAUUUUGCAUUUUUAAUACAGAGUCAAGGAAUGUCUAUAAGGACAAUCGCACUCUGGAAUUGGCUUGUGACUCGCAGGAUGAUGUGGACAGCUGGAAGUCUUCCCUCUUACGUGCUGGGGUCUACCCUGAGAAGACCACCUCAGUUGAGAGUGAGUCCUCUACUACCACUUCGGAUAACUUCUCCAUGGACCCACAGCUGGAGCGUAAAGUGGAAACUAUCCGUAAUCUGGUUGACUCCUACAUGGCUAUUGUUAACAAGUGCAUUCGGGAUCUCAUGCCCAAAGCCAUCAUGCAUCUCAUGAUCAAUAAUGUAAAGGAGUUCAUCAACGCGGAGCUGCUGGCGCAGUUGUACUCUGCGGGUGAUCAGAACGCCCUGAUGGACGAGUCUCAGGAGCAGGCCCAGAGAAGGGAUGAGGUGCUGAGGACACACCAGGCCCUUAAAGAGGCAUUGGCUAUCAUCGGGGAUAUCUCAACCACCACCAUCACAGUUCCUCUGCCGCCCCCUGUUGACAACUCAUGGGUUGGGGGAUCCAGCGGAGGUCGAAGGUCUCCUCCUCCGAGUCCAACUGCCCCAAGGAGGAUGUCUGCAGGCCAGCGCCCAGCACCUCGAGGAGCCCCACCGCCACCAAAUCGUCCAGGUCCCCUGGGGCCCUUCAAUAACAGUGCUGAGAGCCCCCAGGCUCCAAGUCGCCCGAAUAGGGCCCCCCCUAACAUCCCCAGCCGACGACCACCGCCAUCUCCAACAAGACAAGUACCGCCAUAAUCGCCCAAAGUUCGCCAUCUUCUUUCCUCAUCGUCCUCCCUUCUCGCUUAGCCUCGGCUCUUUCUUUACUUAGUGUUCCCUUGACCCUGAUCUCCUGCCAAUGAACCGUGUCCAUAUACAGUAUCUAUGUACAGACAGUAUUACACUUGUCUCGUGAGGUAUAUUAAUGUAUGCGUGUUGCUCGCCUGUGGUCCAGGUAUGCUUAAAAGAACCACAUCCUAACUGUUCACUGAUACCUUUUCCCUCCAGCCCCCCAAGUCAACCACUACCAGAACUCGCUGCUUAGAAAAUAUCAGUUUAUGGGCUGCCAUAUUAAUUCCACAAUGCAGCAUGGCACAAAAGCUGCAUUUAUUGCAUGGGAGUGUGUGUGAUUGUGUUGUGAGUGUAUGGAGGAUUGCCUAAUUUGCCUAUAUGUAGACUGAAAUGAAUUUAUUGUACAACUCCCAGAUAAGUGUUGAUUAUCAACCUGCUGUUCUCUAUAGAAAGAAAAGUUGUAUCUGUUUAACAUACGUAUUGUGUAUGUGUUUGUGUGCAAGUAAUAAUGUGUAUCUGUGUACGUGUGCGUGAGAAGACGUAUCCAUAAGUCUGUCUGCACGCUUUUUGCCAUUUCUAUUUUGUUUUUAUGUUCAAAAAUGCUACUGAUGAUAAAUUUACUGUUAGACUUUUGUGAGAUGUUUGUUGUCGUAGUAGCAAUACACACAUAGCAAGGCUGAGGAGCACCAUCAGUACUCUAUAUUAAAGUCUCAAUAUGACAUUUCUUCAUUAUAGGACGCCACCUGUACUCUAAUAAUGGUCAAAGUUGACACCCCUGUCACCUUAAGAACAGAUCCAUUUGCUGACUAGAACAUCAAAUCUUUUCCUGUGGAUUAAUGGACAGCAUGAUUUUUCUUUUCUUUUAGCUUUAUCUCAGGUUGAAAACAUGCACACUAAAGUUGGGUAGUCUUGGAAUUCAGUUGCCCUAGUCUUUCAUUUAAAGACACAUUCAUGAAGUCGGUCAGUUAACAUCUGUGUUAAAUCUUAUGCAGCUAUUGUCACCAUUCUCGUGCUUCUCUGUCAGUUUAUGUGUAUAUAUGGUCCUAAACUGUGUUCUGGUUCUGCUGAUAAGAAAAUACUGUACCUGUGAACUAUUACGACCUUACGUCCUAGCGCUUUACUGGUCCUAUCUUUUCAAUCGUCACUAAUUAAGACUGCCUUAUUGGCUUUAAUUACAAUUCUCUAUCGCCAAAGCUAAUAUAUACUGGAUAGAGAAAUGCAGAGCAUGAAAAGGUAAAGAACAUAGAUAAAAUUAUUCAAUGUGUAAUAAGAGGUUUAUCAGAAAGCAUCAUGGGUAAUUGCAUCUGUUAUUUUUCUGUGUCCCUGUAUUGUUCCAAAAAUAAAAAGGAACGUGAAAAACAAGUCUUGAAAA